CUGAGAGCGUGGUGAAGAGGACGGGAUUCUUCGUUAAUAGACCUGACUUUUAUUGCCACACGUUACGUCCUGAUGAAAGACGGGAGUUUUGAGGACUGUCUGGAUCGAACCAACACCGCUCAGUUCAUGGUGGGUAAAUGUGCUCUGGCGUAUCAGCUCUACGCUCUCGGGAUGACCGACAAACCCAAGCUUCAGUUCGACACAGACUGUGUCAGGUUAUUCGAGGAGCUGUACGAGGAUCACAGCGACACGCUGUCUUUACAGUACGGAGGAUCUCAGCUGGUGCAUCGAGUGAAGACGUACCGUAAGAUCGCUCCCUGGACGCAGCACUCCAAAGACAUCAUGCAGACGCUCUCCCGUUACUAUAGCAACGCCUUCUCAGGAUAUGAGUGA
Messenger RNA from Sinocyclocheilus anshuiensis, 393 nucleotides. RefSeq names its product polyphosphoinositide phosphatase-like. The coding region runs from base 73 to 393 and encodes 106 amino acids. Gene Ontology annotation, molecular function: phosphatidylinositol-3,5-bisphosphate 5-phosphatase activity. NCBI's taxonomy places the organism in Eukaryota, Metazoa, Chordata, Actinopteri, Cypriniformes, Cyprinidae. Gene Ontology annotation, biological process: phosphatidylinositol dephosphorylation. The transcript has 4 exons. The record is from RefSeq and is a predicted model, not a curated record. Gene Ontology annotation, cellular component: intracellular membrane-bounded organelle.